CGAGAGAAGAGCCUCGGGGUCAAGCGCCUCGAGGCGAUGACCUCCGCCUACUGCACGCCGCUCAAGACCUACGUCAAGGGAUUCCCCAACCCCGACAGGUUCCACCCCUUCGAGCGCGCUUUACUCGAGCUCACGCUGAGCGACAAGAAGUAUCGCGCCACGGUGGAGGCGGUGGACGUGAUGCGAAAAGGACUGUACGGCAUCGGAAAGGGGUACGCGGCGCAGGUCAACAAUCAGCGACAAUCAGCGGAGAUGAAGGCGACGACGGAGAAGGGCAUGAACGAGAUGGAGGCGUAUUACGCCAAACACGGGCGGUGCGUCGACGAUCUGAAGUCCAUCGCCAAGAUGCUUCGCAGGCUGCCGGUGGCUGAGCUGGAGACGCCCACCGUGGCGCUGGUUGGGGCGCCGAACGUCGGCAAGAGCUCGCUGGUGCAGGCGCUGUCCAGCGGCAAGUCGGAGAUCAACAACUAUCCGUUCACGACCAAGGGGAUAAAGAUGGGGCACUUCUUCGUGGAGACGGAGCGGCACAUAGUCACCGACACCCCCGGGCUGAUCAACCGCGCCGACCGCGACCGCAACAAGAUCGAGCUGCUCACCAUCGCCACGCUCGAGCACCUUCCCACGUGCGUGGUGUUUGUCACGGACCUGUCCGGGCUGUCCGGAACAUCCAUCGCGGACCAGCUGGAACUGCGCGAGUCGCUGUACGAACAGUUCGCGCACCGCAGGCCGUGGAUCGACGUCUUGUCCAAA
Molecule: messenger RNA, 750 nt
Organism: Micromonas commoda
Lineage: Eukaryota; Viridiplantae; Chlorophyta; Mamiellophyceae; Mamiellales; Mamiellaceae
Exons: 1
Biological process (GO): ribosomal large subunit biogenesis
Cellular component (GO): nucleolus
Molecular function (GO): RNA binding; GTPase activity; GTP binding
Source: RefSeq, a predicted model, not a curated record